This is a messenger RNA of Bursaphelenchus okinawaensis, 1021 nucleotides long. Lineage: Eukaryota; Metazoa; Nematoda; Chromadorea; Rhabditida; Aphelenchoididae. The record is from the annotation of a GenBank genome assembly.
AUGUUGAGGAAAUUCGAUCGACCUCCAACUUUCUUAUUGAGGACAUGCAGAAGGUUUGCAUCGGGUCAUGGUCACGACGACCAUCACCAUCAUGGUGAUCCAAUUAACGACAAGCUUGAGAAACAAAGCCCAGAGUACAGGUAAAUUAUCUGUUUUAUAGUCUUUCUCUUUCUAUAAGAACGAUACUUGCUUUACUAUGAGGUCCAAUGUGAUGGAAGCUAGUUUUUCCGGAUUUUACAGCUGUUUAUAAUUGUAUGAAAACUGAUAGUGUGAUUCCAUUGCUUUCGUAUUUGAAGUUCUCGUUUAAUCUUAUAGUAAUUGUUUUCAGGCCUGGUUCUGACACUUAUGCUUAUGAAAACCCUUGGCCCAAGUUGAACAAGGGCCGUUUGGACUGGAUGUUCAACGAUGGUUGGCGUCGACCUUUGGCUCCGGAUCAAGGAGGUAGACUGGUAAGUCGUUGUUAAAAUUGUCUGUUUGUUUAAAGAGAUCAUUAAGGGAGUUUCAAGUAAUUAUAUCCUACUUUGUAGAUAAUUGGUACAGUUUAUUACAAGUAUAGUAAGGUUUAGGAGUAAUAUUGUUUAUAAUUUAUAGAGAAAAGAAUGGCUGUGGUUUGGAGUUGUGGGCCACAACGAACAUGCCGAUUGGAAGAACUUUCACACACUGAUGUUUGGUGCGGCCACAGUCCUGUCCGUUUAUGUUUUCUUCGUUUUAAUCUUCCUGCGCUCUGACUGGUAAGUUGAAGGUUUUCGGCUCUUGAUAAUAAGAAUUUAUUAUACUUAAUCAUCAGUAUUUUUAAUGUUUUAUUUUUCCAAUUAUGGAAAAGCUAUGACCAAGCCAUGUUAAUAUGUGAGUUUUCAGGCCUUCCGGAAAAGAAUGGGCUUUACGAGAGGCCUACUUCGAAUUGGAACGUCGCCAAAAGGCUGGACUGCCUCUCAUCAGCAAAGACUUCAUCGACCCAGAGCGAGUGAAGAAGAACCUGCCUUCGGACGAGGAGCUUCGCGACUUCGCCAUCAUUAUUUAG